AUGCCUAGCAUCGAGGAGACCUGCGUGCUUUCGGCAGCCUCGCCCACAACGGCCACCACGGGCACCUUGGCUCGGGCUUCGGCCACUGCCCAGCCGGACUUCUUCGCCCGCGACAUGGAGGAGCUCGUGUCCGAGAUAAAGGAGAACCUGAGGCUCUCCUCGGGAGGGCUCAAGUCGCGGCCCGCCUUCUCCGUGCUGCACAAGUCGUCUCGGCCAUCGCCCUACCGGAUUCCGAGCAGAAGCCGGAGUUGGGGCGACCCCAACUGUGACGCCUGCUCCAAGGCCGGCACCUUGUGUUGUGGACAUUCUUGCAAGAAAUCAUCAAAGGUGUCCGCCGAGGCGGACGAUCCCUAUGGAAUGUUGCAAGAGCUCCUGAGGGACGGUGGACUUAUAAAGGAGGCCGUACGGCGACUUAGUAUGGGCCUUUCGCCCAAGCAAAGAUAUUUUUACGACUCCGAUGAGGACACUAGGAGUCCGAUUCGAAUGUGCCAUGUCGAGCUGUGA
Frankliniella occidentalis (western flower thrips) is the source of this 504-nucleotide messenger RNA. Its product is annotated as GSK-3-binding protein-like. The record is from RefSeq and is a predicted model, not a curated record. NCBI's taxonomy places the organism in Eukaryota, Metazoa, Arthropoda, Insecta, Thysanoptera, Thripidae. The transcript has a single exon. Gene Ontology annotation, cellular component: cytoplasm. Bases 1 to 504 code for a protein of 167 amino acids.